AAAAAUACCAAUAGAUAGUUUGCAGUUUUAUUUGAUCCGAAUGCAGUAUGAAAAAUAUUAACUCAGUUAUAUAAUAAUAUCAUUUUUUUAUAUAUAUAUAAAUUUCUGCAAAUAUAAAAAUCAAUUCAUUAAUUUUACAAUCUGAGCAAUAUUAUUAUUUUUGUUUAUUUACCUAUAUACACUUCUUUAUAUAUAUUAAAAUGGGAAUAAAAGAAUUUAAAAUUCUCUUUGAUAAUCCUGUUAAAACCUAUACUCCUGGGGAAACUGUAAGCGGACGAAUUCUAUUAGAUUUAAAUUCAAGUAAAAAAUGUCGAGAAUUUUAAUGUAAAAAUCUUAAAGAAAGCUAUGUCGAAAAAUAUUAAAGUUUAGUUCAGACAAACUGGCGCCGAUAUUCUCAUUUUGUAUCUCUGCGCAUAUCCUGUUGUAAAAACACAGGAAAAAUAAAUGCAGCUUGCGCACAUGUGCUUUUUAUUUAAAAAAAAAAAAACUUUUCAUUGGCUUUAAAUGUAUUUUUACUAUGAUUUUUGCAAUCAGCGAAUCAAAAACUAUAGAUAUCAAGAAAAACUGUUCAAGUGAUACUCGGCAAAUUUUUGAUUCUAAAGUUGGAUUUACAUGUUAAUGUAAAUGCAGAAUGCAAAUCGAAAAUAAUGAAAGUGAAAAGGAUAGUGAUAUAUCCCUGUCCUUUUCACUCUCAUUAUUUUCGGUUUUGCAUUCUGCAUUUACAUCAACAUGUAACUCCAUUCUAAGAGUAGAAAUAAUUUUUAUUGAAAGAAGGGUUGAAAUAAAUGAAUUUAAAAAAAUUAUUAAAUUCGCUUGAAAUUUAAUAUUUAGGGAUUUUUGAGGUAGCUGAUUACCAUUCUGAAAUCAGAUUUUAAAAAUUCCAAAUGUCGAAUACAGUAUGGUGAUAACAAAUUUAAAAUCUGAUCAAAUUCGCUCAGAAUUUGGUUACAUUUAAAAUUUGGCAUCAAAUUUAGAUUCAGUGUCCCUAAAACCACCUCGAUUAAUAAAUUUUGAGCGAAUCAGAUAUGAAAUUAAAAUUUUUUUUAGUCGACAUAUUGGAUCCGCCAUUUUGCAUUUUUGAAAUCUAAUUUCAAAUUCAUAAUCAGCGAACCCAAAAAUACCCUUAAAAUCGAACUUUUUGCCGAUAUAAAAAAUAUGUGUCUAUUUUUUUUAUAUUUUUGAUUGCAAUCGAAGCAUAACACUUGGGUAUAGCUUUACUGAUUAGUAUAAAAAAAUCCGGAGAUAUUUUUUUAAAAAAUUUUUUCUGUAAAGAUGGACAAAAAUAUAUUUAGCCGAAUUUAAAAGGUUGAUUAUUUUGUUAUAUAUAGAAUCGCCCAUAUGUGUUAAUUGAUUUUUUCAUAUCGAACCAUUAUUUUUACGAUUGUUACUAUAGAGACCAUUCAAUAAACAAAUAUAAUGAAAAUCAAUCCAUCUUUUAAGGUUGAACUAUAUUAUUUUAAUAAUAUAUUGUUGCUGUAGCAAUUUUUUACAAACAUAAAGAAAUAAAAUCAAUAAAAGAAAAAAAUUUCCUAACUUGAUAACGAAAAACUACUUAGGAUAAAAAUGUAAUAUACUUUUUUUUAAAUACAAAAUAUAUUAGGUCUUCCUGUAAAGCUUAUACAAUAAUUAACAGUAAAUCAUUGAAAAAAAUUUGUCUUAUUGAAUAAUUAACGAAAUACUUCUCUUUUUGAAUUUAAUUUUAUAAUAUUUAAAAAAUAGCACAUUGGAUUUGAAUAUUAAAUUGAAAGCGCGCGCUCUAGUGAUAGCGUCGGUGAACUAAAAUCUUAAUUCCCUUCUCGGAAAGAGAUUUACUCAGCAAUAAGAAGAAUAAGAAUUUACAAUUACUAUAUACUGUAAAAAAUAUUAGAAGAAUAUUAGUAUUAUUUUUUGAAAUUAUUAUUUUAUAUUAUUAUAAAUAUAGCGGAACCGAUUCGAAUUAAUUUAAACUAGCGAUGUAUUCCUCGCUCGCUAACGCUCGCUCGGUUAAAAUUGUACUUAUUGUUGUUUACUUAUUGUAGUUUAUGUAUAUUAUAUAUAUAAUUUAUGUUUUAAAUUAAUAUCUUAUUAAUAUUGUAUAAAAUUUAUCUUAAAAUUGAAAAAAGAUGUUACAUAAAAAUAGUUUGUAAGAUUUUUUAAAAGCAUAUAUGCAAAGUAUUUUGAUUUAUUUGAAAAUAAUUGAAAAUAGAUUUUUCAAGGACGGUGUCGAGGUCACGGGGUCGGUGUCGUUUUUCGAAAUUUGUUAACUUAAUAUAAUAAAAGAUAUCAUUUUUCAGGAAAACUAGUUUUUUCCAAAAGACCAAUUUUAAUUUAACAAUAUCGAUUUAAUUUUUUCUCCCCCUACCAUAGAAAUGAAAAAAAAGGUUAUAAGUUCAUGGAUUUUCGAUUUUUUUACAACACAAAAAGUAGUUUAGAUAUUUUGAUAAAAUGGCAAACAUUCUUUUUUUUAAAUUAAAGAAGAUAAUCAGAAAACAAGAACAUUUUUUCCUUACAUUAAAUUCCUUUCUUUGAAAUAAAAAAAAAAUACCUUUCAAGUUAUUCCUUCUAUAAAACUUGAAAGAAAUAGUUCUUCUGUUAAAUGAAUUUCACCAAAGUGUAUUAUUUUGCUUCCUUAUUUUGUGCAAUAGAAAAAGAGAUUAGAAUUAUUUUUAAAAAUAAUGAGAGCAAAUAUAUUUUAAUUUUUUUCCAAAAAGGUGAAUUUAUAGAAUGAUGCUACAAAAUUUGGCAUUUGUGUUCUCUUUAAUAAUCUUGACAUCUUCUUUUCCAAAUGGUUCUACAAAUUUAUUUUGGCUAAAUCAUUUGACAAAGUACAUAGAGAAAGAUUCGAAAAUUUCACAGGUACUUUUAAUUAUUGAUGAUGACAAUAAUGUUACAACAAAACAUUACAUAAUCGAUAAUGUUGUUGAAAAACUGAAAUUUGUUCCACAUAAUGUAAUUGGAUUGAAAAAUGCUACAUUACAAUAUGCAAAGAAAAUGUCUCAAAAGACACAAUUUAAAGAUUUACAGUCAACAACAUUAAUUCUAACAAUUAUCUUUCUUGAAAAAAGAAAUUUUUCUAAAGUUUUUGAAUUAAACAAAUUUUUAAUUCCUCUACAUGCAUAUGAAUCGCGUACAAAAUGUUUAACGAUAAUUUCAGCCGGAUUUGAAAGAUUUAGAUACAAAAAAUUUCUAGAGCAAAUGUGGUUAAAUGAUUUUUUAGAUUUUACAAUUGUUGAAAUUAGUCAAAAUCGAUCAGAAAAUAUCAAAAUUCAUUGGUACAAUCCGUUCACUAAUGUUUAUAAAGUAAAAAAUUACAGCGAAAGAAAGCAACAAAUCUUUGUCAAUAAAUUGCAAAAUAUGAAUGAUUUUGAAAUGAAAAUAGGAACAUUUAAUUUGCCUCCAUUUGUUUUUGUAAAAAGAAAUUCUACUGGACAUCCCAUUCAAGUUUCUGGACCAACUGUAAAGAUAAUACGUGAAUUUGCAAAAAAAAUGCAUUUUAAAAUAGUAGAAGUUCCAUCACAAGAGGAAUGGUUUGGAUGGAUCAGUAAAUCAAAAAACAAUAACAAUGUUACAAGUCUUAUUGAACAGUUAUUAAACAAAAAAAUUCGAUACAUUACAAAUUGGGGAACUUAUCUUGAAAAAUCAAUAUUUCCCAGAACAAAAGUCAUUGAUUUUGAUCGAUUCUGUGCUUUGAUACCAACAUCCGAGAAAUCAAAGUGGAACAUACGCUAUCAAUGGUCUUUUAUUUAUUUUGUAAUUUUUAUAUUAAUUCUAAAAAUGGUGACAUCGAUUAUCAAAUUUGAUGAUCAAUUUUGGUCUUUUGACUAUAUACUACGAGGAACGCUUGGUUUCACUGUACCUGGAGAACCUCGAAAUAUAGGUGAAAAAAUUUUCUUUACAUCAAUGUUGAUUGCCGUAAUGAUAUUUUCAUCUUCGAUUUUUGCAAUUCUAACAGAUGUAAAAAUGACAAUGGAUCCAAUGAUAAUUGUAGAUACAUUAAAAAAAUUAAAUGAAACAAAUCUUACGCCAAUGAUGAGACAAAGUUAUGCAUUAGGAUUUUCUAGGAGUAAAGAACAAAUUAUUAGAGAUUUAGUGAAGAAAACAUUGAUUUUAAUGAAAGAAGAGGAAUGUGUGGAAAUUUUAAUUCAAUACAAAAAUGUUAUUGUUUCCUUAGACAAUCUAUGGCAAUGUUGUUCAUUAAAAAGUAUAAAAAUUCUGAUGGUAGUCCACAAAUGAAAAUAGUUGAUGAAGCUUUCUCUUAUUUACCCCAAAGUAUGCUUCUAGAACCUGCAUCAACAUUUGUUAAUGAUUUUAAUAAAAUUAUAACAAAUCUCUUAGAAUUUGGUCUAAUAUCACAUUGGAUGAAACCAUUUGAUGUCAUUUUUAUAAGAGAUGAUGUAAAUUUGCUAAACCUAGAAGAAUUUUCUUUAUUACCUUUUUUGCUCCACAUUCUACUUGUUGGAUAUUUCAUUUCAUUUGUGAUUUUCGUUGGCGAAAUUGUUUCAAACUACAUUGAAAGGAUUCGUUAAUAUUCUGCUGGUCAAUCAAUUUUUUUCAAUUCCAAAAGAAAAUCGUUUCUGAGAUUGAAACCAAUGGUGCUUUAAAUUAGGAAAUUUAUUAUUGUUUGAUAAAUUGAUUUUCAAAAUCAUAGCAAUGGGUUAGCUUAUGCAUGCAGAACAUAAUUGUUUUUAAUUCUUUAUUUAAUCUUAUUUAUUGAAGUUAUUUAAACAUUGUUCAUGCAACACAUUUGUUAAGGUAUUAAAAUUAAAAUAAAAGGAAAAGCUUUGACACGUUGGAUGCUACCAUCGGCCAAUGGAACCCAACAAAUUCGAGGUCGUGAAAAAUACUUUUCAUCCAAAUUUUACAUUGCUGGAGGAGUAUCAGGUGAAAUGGAACUACAUACAGGUGAACAUACAUUUCCAUUUGAAUAUGUUUUGCCACCAAAAUUACCAACUAGUUAUGAAUUGAAAUUGGUGAAUACUGAAGGACAUAUUCGAUAUAUUAUUAAAGCUAUUAUAGAUCGUCCAUGGAAAUUUGACAAUGAGACAGAAGCUCCUUUUACCGUUAUAUCUAAAUAUGAUCUUAACGCUGAUCCUACUGCAUCAGAACAAGUUUGCGUGGAAGAAACUAAAAAAUUUGGAAUUUUUUCAAAUUCACCACCGCUGAGUGUUACUUUGUCACUACCAUUUAGAGGAUAUGUGCCAGGUCAAAUAAUUCCUAUCACAGUUAAUGUAAAUAAUCUAUCAGGCGUUGAAGUUAAUGAUAUAAAACUGAAAUUAGAAAUGUAUGCCAGAUACUUACAAGUAGAAAAUCCUUAUCGAUCACUGAAGAAAAAUGUUAAUAUAACAAUUAUCGAAACGAAAAGGACCAAAAAUAAUGAAGCUGUGUUUAGUUUUAAUCAUGAAUUUCGAAUUCCACCGAUUCCACCUUCAAAUAUUGGAUACACUUGCAGUAUAAUUUCCAUUGAAUAUGCAAUUGAACUUGAAGCAGAAGUUGACAGAAUGUUUAGUAGAAAUUUGAAAAUUUCUACUCCCAUUGUAAUAGGAACUGUGCCUCUAGCGAAUUAUCUAUCAUUUGUAAAUCCUUCGUUGUUAACAAUUACGCCAGUUUAUGAGAAAUCAAUGUUUGUGGUUGAAAAUCUUUGGGAAGAAGACGAUUCAAAGCAUGUGAUGAAUAAAAUAAAAUAUGCACCAAAAUAUCUUUUUUAUAAUUUCUCUGCUUUUCAGGAAUGAUAGUACUUUUUUGGUUUGCUUUCACUGAGAAGAUACCAACAAUUGCGAAUCAAGUAAUUAAUGUUCUAUAACUGCUCUCUCGAAAAUUUUCUGUUAAAUUGUAUUUUUUAGGGUUCACUUUGAUUGUAUAAGAUAUUUAAUAAAACAUUACACAAGCA
Messenger RNA from Leptopilina boulardi, 5866 nucleotides. Its product is annotated as arrestin domain-containing protein 17-like. The record is from RefSeq and is a predicted model, not a curated record. The coding region runs from base 4773 to 5708 and encodes 311 amino acids. The transcript has 8 exons. Lineage: Eukaryota; Metazoa; Arthropoda; Insecta; Hymenoptera; Figitidae. Gene Ontology annotation, biological process: protein transport. Gene Ontology annotation, cellular component: cytoplasm.